Molecule: messenger RNA, 617 nt
Organism: Anopheles nili
Lineage: Eukaryota; Metazoa; Arthropoda; Insecta; Diptera; Culicidae
Product: probable salivary secreted peptide
Exons: 2
Coding region: 83-436 (117 amino acids)
Source: RefSeq, a predicted model, not a curated record
CGAAAGCAAAGCAGCAUCUUCAGUCGCUCAUCUCGUCAGUGAACGGUUCUUUUUUUUUAAUAAGAUUUCGCGUAGUGUCAAAAUGAAAGGACUCGCCGUUGUUGCCGCUGUGCUGUUGUUCGUGUGCCUGGUUGCAAGCCAAAGCCACAACUAUUUCUGGGGAGCUCGGGAUCCUCGAGACGUGCUCCUUAACCGCACGAUCGCCGUACGAUCUGGAACGAUCCUGCAGGUUAAGUCUAUAGAUCUCGUGUACCCGCUGAAGGGCCAGCAGGGUCGGAACAUUUCCGCCAUCAGCGUGACCGACCAGUAUAUCAACGGUAAUGGCGGCUAUGCCAGCUUGUACGCCGGUGGAAUUGGUUUCAACUACACAACGGUGCACCUGAAAUCACAACGUGGCCACGGUUACAACUUUAUCGUGGAAAUUUACGGCCGCUAGCGAUAGCGAAUGAUACAACCAAGCAAACACCGGCUUUGGAUGAUGACACGGGACCAUCAAUCGGAUUUCGUUUUCUCUCGUGAUUUGAGAGAUUAAGCACUGCUACUGAGAUAGAGAGUUGAUAAAAAACGAACCAGAGACUUGGUACAUUUGUUGAAUAAAAAUGUGUAGAACACCAUAA